This is a messenger RNA of Peronospora matthiolae, 159 nucleotides long. The record is from the annotation of a GenBank genome assembly. NCBI's taxonomy places the organism in Eukaryota, Oomycota, Peronosporomycetes, Peronosporales, Peronosporaceae.
AUGGUAAGGCCCGUGACUGGGUUCGCUCUUGCGUUCGAGUCGCCGGAGCUCCGCGCGGAUCGGAUGGACCUGAGAGCAGCAAGCGAGAAGAUCCGGCAGAAACUGCGCCCUUGUCUGUCGAGGGGCCCAUCCAGCACCAAGCAAGAGCACUUGAGCUGA